Messenger RNA from Kogia breviceps (pygmy sperm whale), 3860 nucleotides. Lineage: Eukaryota; Metazoa; Chordata; Mammalia; Artiodactyla; Physeteridae. The record is from RefSeq and is a predicted model, not a curated record.
GAUAAUUGAAAUAUUUUUAGAAACCCAUAAUGUAGUUUUCUUUGAUGUCAGUCAAAAAGAUUAGUCUGCCUUCUAGCCAUGAGCUUCCACUACAUCGGGGAGUUAUUUAAGGAGGUAGUCAACUUGCAGAAGCAGCAGUUGCAGGAGCAAAGGGUCUUGUUUGGAAUUUUGUGUGAUUGUGUUUUUCUUCUUUACCAGGGUACUGAAAGCUGUGGAACCCUAAUGUGUGACAUCAGGUGUUUUUUGGUAAGCAGCCAUUUAUGACUCUGGAAGAUUGGGACUGACAGGAAGCCCCUUCUGAGAUUUUAACAAAGUUCUCGAACAACACCUAUACCAUGGACAUAAAGCUGGAUCCUUCCCGAGAUGACCUGCCUCUCAUGGCCAACACCAGCCACAUACUUGUGAAGCACUAUGUACUGGAUUUAGAUGUGAAUUUCGAAAGUCAAAUCCUUGAGGGCACCAUAGUGCUUUUCCUCGAGUCCGGAAAUAAAUUCAAGAAACAGAGUAGUUCCAAUGAGGAAACCUACCCAUCAGAGUCAAACGAAGCCUGCAAAUUUAGGACGCCUGAACCCUGCCAUAUUCCUGUGACAAAUACAAGGACCGUCUCAUCUAAAAUGGGAUAUAAUGAUUUUGUAAUCUGUGGUGAAGGUGAAAAAGAUACUUCUGGUAAAGAUGGUAACCAUGACAACCAGGAACAGGCUUCUGGGAUUUCUAGCUCAAAGUACUGCUGUGACACAGGGAAUCAUGGGAGUGAGGAUUUUUUGCUAGUGUUGGACUGCUGUGAUUUAUCUGUGUUAAAGGUUGAGGAGGUGGAUGUUGCUGCUGUGCCAGGUAUUGAAAAACUUGCAAGGUCUCCCAAGCUCAGGAAUCAGAUUGUACGUGAACUCGUGGCUCUGCCUGCAGAUCGUUGGAGGGAGCAGUUAGACUAUUAUGCUCGCUGCAGCCAGGCUCCUUGUUGUGGGGAACUCCUGUUUGACAUUGACACUUGGAGCUUACAGAUCAGGAAGACAGGGGCUCAGACAGCUACUGACUUUCCUCAUGCCAUAAGGAUACGGUACACAACCAAACCCCAGGGGCGAUCAGUUUCAUGGACCUCAGACCAGAGUGGCAGGCCAUGUGUUUAUACUAUGGGAUCGCCCAUAAACAACAGGGCCCUUUUUCCAUGCCAGGAGCCACCCGUUGCCAUGUCAACAUGGCAGGCUACAGUUCGAGCAGCUGCAUCUUUUGUUGUUUUAAUGAGUGGGGAAAAUUCUGCCAAGCCAACACAGCUUCGGGAAGGAUGCUCAAGUUGGCACUACUACGUAACCAUGCCAAUGCCAGCCUCCACCUUCACAAUUGCAGUAGGAUCCUGGACAGAAACGAAGCCAGAGAUCUGCUCAUCAAAUGAUCUGGCAACAGAGAGAUCCUUCUCACCUUUCGAGGCUGACUUCAGGUACGUUGGUGUUUGCGGUCACAUGGACUACCCCUGCCGCUUCCAGAACGCUUCUGCCACCACCCAGGAGAUAAUUCCUCACCGGGUCUUUGCUCCAGUGCGCCUGAAGGGUGCCUGCCAGGAGACUGUUCUGCCGCUGAUUCCUCGUUGCCUCUCAGCAGCGCACUCUGUCCUGGGAACACACCCGUUCUCCAGGCUGGAUGUCCUCAUUGUCCCUGCCAACUUUCCGAGUCUGGGGAUGGCCAGCCCACACCUCGUCUUCCUCUCUCAGAGCACCUUGACUGGAAUGAGCCAGCUCUGUGGGACCCGUCUCUGCCAUGAAAUUGCUCACGCCUGGUUUGGCCUGGCUAUCGGGGCCCGAGACUGGACGGAAGAGUGGCUCAGUGAAGGGUUCGCCACUCACUUGGAAGAUGUAUUCUGGGCCAAGGCGCAGCAGCUGGCCCCCGAAGAGGCCCAGGAGCAGCAGGGACUGAGGGAUUGCCUGCGCUGGCGUCGCCUCCAGGACGAGGUGCGGAACUCCCCGGAGGAUAUGCAGGUGUUGAGACCCAAUAAAGAGAAAACUGGCCAUGUGAGUGACUCAGGAUCUUCUGUCAUCAAACACGGGCUCAAUCCGGAGAAGGUCUUCAUGCAGGUUCAUUAUUUAAAGGGCUAUUUCCUUCUCCGGUUCCUUGCCAAAAGACUAGGCGAUGACACCUAUUUUUCAUUUUUAAGAAAGUUUGUGCACACAUUUCAUGGGCAGCUGAUUCUUUCCCAGGAUUUCCUCCAAAUGCUGUUGGAGAGCAUCCCAGAAGAAAGAAGGCUUGAGUUGUCUGUUGAAAACAUCUUCCGAGACUGGCUGGAGAGUUCCGGAAUACCACAGCCACUGCAGAGGGAGCGCCUGGCCGGGGCGGAGUGCGGGCUCGCGCGGCAAGUGAGCGCCGAGGUCGCCAAAUGGGUCCGAGUGAACAGGAGACCCCGAAAACGGAAACGAAAGGAGACGGAAGAAGUGUUGGAAAAGCUUCUUCCAGACCAGCUGGUCUUGCUUCUGGAGCAUCUCUUGGAGCAGAAGACUAUGAAUCCCCGAACUCUGCAAAGACUUGAGAGGACGUACCACCUUUCGGAGCAGGAUGCAGAGGUUCGCCAUCGAUGGUGUGAACUUGUUGUUAAGCACAAAUACACAAAAGCGUACAGAAACGUGGAGAGGUUCCUUCAGGAGGAUCAGGGAAAACGAUCACCUUGCAAGGAGCCCACAGGAAGCACGUGCGUGCACGAACCUGUUGGAAGAUGUUUUCCUUGCCGCCUCUGUUGGGCCGCAGCCUGUGGGGGUCAGCACCCCGCCACACCGUGUCCCCCAGCGUGGCUGUCCAUGGUGGUGCAUGUGCCGUGGCUUCUGUCGGCUGCGGGAAGUUGGCUUCGGCUCGUUCCUGUUGGCGUGACCAGUGCAUGCCUCUGAGUGAGCUUUCUGCCGGGCGCUGUGGGCUGACAGAAUGGAGCCAUGUUUCGGUUGGGGUGGAGAGUUGGGGUAGGGGCUACAGAGGGACUUUUGAGAGGGCCUGAGUACAGGGGGCAGCCAGCAAGUGAGGGCUCGUUAUUCCCGCAAAGAAAAAUACACAGCUUUGUACCAGAAGAAAUGUCACAUUUGUACAGUUGAAGCAAGAGGUGUUUGGAAACACAGAGGGGAGUAUAAGGACAAAAUGUAAGAGCAACUUAAGGCCUGUUCUGAAAACCAAAAUUAACUGCAAUAUAUUUGGAACCACGAUCUUUGCCAAAUAAGGAUUACCAUCAGCUUUUUCAGGAAAAAAUUUUUGAACCCCUAACCACCAAGUUUUCAUUUUUGCACUGUAUUUGAGACCCUUCUUUUAAUUUGCUCCAGGAGAACGUAAUCUGUAGCAUAACUAAGCUUAGAACAAGAGAGAAGGCGGAACCAAGUGGAUCUUUUUGGUUUUCCAGAACAUAACUGGCUUUUUUUAAAACUGUAGGAAAAGUGCAGAUGUGAGUCAUUGUUCUCGAAACAGAAGAGCCAGUGUUUGCCGCGGUAGUGGGGCCCAUUGAAGGGAGCUGGCAGGCUGGGCUGGAGCAACAGGCAUCUUCUAGGGCGGCCCGACGGCUCUCCCCACCCAUGGCGCCAUGUGACGGGUGGUCUUCAUUCCCCAGCUGUGCUAGGCACGCACUUUCCUAGGAAGAUGGCCUGUGUCUGUGUGACAUACACACGGCGCCUCGGGUGCUUCUUUCAGCUUGUGGGGGUUUCCACGGGGGUCAGUCACCAUGGGAACCUCCCUGUCCUCAUCAGCCAUCACUAGAGAAAUGCUCACAGUGUCGUCAGCUCAACCACCAGGGUCUGUUGACGGAAUUGACAGCCAAGAAUUCCUUGGGGGUUGCAGUGAGAACAAGAAAGAGAAGGGGAUCGAAAACUGCAGGCUCCUGAAGUACAGCUCUUCAGGCGUCUGUC